Molecule: messenger RNA, 3746 nt
Organism: Vitis vinifera (wine grape)
Lineage: Eukaryota; Viridiplantae; Streptophyta; Magnoliopsida; Vitales; Vitaceae
Product: cell division cycle 20.2, cofactor of APC complex
Exons: 4
Coding region: 122-1108 (328 amino acids)
Biological process (GO): positive regulation of ubiquitin protein ligase activity; positive regulation of anaphase-promoting complex-dependent catabolic process; anaphase-promoting complex-dependent catabolic process
Cellular component (GO): anaphase-promoting complex
Molecular function (GO): protein binding; anaphase-promoting complex binding; ubiquitin ligase activator activity
Source: RefSeq, a predicted model, not a curated record
AGCUUUACUUUAUCUGAUUUUUUUUCCUUUUGUUAUUGUUUUUUGAUUUGAUCGGAUGUGACAGACUCCUGAGAGGACAUUGGAUGCUCCUGAUAUUAUAGAUGAUUUUUGCUUGAACUUAAUGGAUUGGAGUAGCAGCAAUGUUCUUGCACUUGCUCUUCAAAACACGGUAUAUUUGUGGGAUGCUUCAAAUGGUUCUGCCUCAGAGCUUGUCACUGUUGAUGAUGAGAAUGGCCCUGUUACAAGUGUGAGUUGGGCUGCUGAUGGACAAUACAUUGCCAUUGGCUUGAACAGUUCUGAUGUUCAGCUAUGGGAUUCUACAGCUAAUCGACUGCUGAGGACUCUGAGAGGUGGCCACCAAUCACGAGUUGGUUCUCUAGAUUGGAAAAACCACAUCCUUACAACUGGGGGAAUGGAUGGUCAGAUCAUUAACAAUGAUGUAAGAGUGCACUCGCACAUUGUGGCAACUUUUAGAGGACACCGGCAAGAGGUUUGUGGACUGAAAUGGUCUACCUCUGGCCAACAGUUAGCGAGUGGAGGAAAUGACAAUUUACUCUACAUAUGGGAUAGGUCGAUGGCCUCUAUGCAUUCACGUUCUCAGUGGCUUCACAGGCUUGAGGAUCACACUGCUGCAGUAAAAGCGCUUGCUUGGUGCCCUUUUCAGCGCAAUUUGCUGGCGUCUGGAGGAGGUGGGAGUGAUUGUUGCAUAAAGUUUUGGAACACCCACACUGGCGCAUGCUUGAACUCAGUGGACACUGGCUCACAAGUCUGUGCUCUGCUGUGGAACAAGAACGAGCGUGAGUUGCUUAGCUCCCACGGCUUUAUGCAGAAUCAACUCACCCUCUGGAUGUAUCCAUCAAUGGUGAAGACUGCUGAGCUUACUGGUCAUACAUCCAGAGUUCUUUUCAUGGCUCAGAGUCCAGAUGGACGUACAGUGGCAACUGCUGCAGGAGAUGAGACUCUCAAGUUUUGGAAUGCUUUUGGCAUGCCAGAAGUGAAAAAAGCUGCACCAAAAGCAGAGCAUCCUGGGCCAUUUCCUCAUAUAAGGCGAAUCCAUUCUUUCCAAGAAUGGGAAAAUUGGCAGUGGAGCAAGAACAGGUUGAGAUAGUGAAGCCUUGCACAGACACAUGAGAGUACAGAAUAGUCGUUCUCCAGAACUCUCUUGAAGUCCUCCUCAUCAACGAUACUGAUACAGGUAAGGUUACUCUUUCCAUUCUUGAUUUUUAUUUUUAUUGGAUGAAAUGGUGAGAGGAUCAGCUUUGUUGUUGGUGGUGUUGUUUGUUUUUAUUUUUUUUCAUUUGGUGGCUUCCAUGGACGUGUGCAUCGGUUCCUUCAACGAUCUUGAGGGCCUCCCAGGCCUCGUGCGAGAGAACAGGGGCAUUACCUUACGAAAUAUUUCAUAUUCUGAUCCAUUCAUAAUCUGUUUGGUUGCUAAGAAAAUGAGGAUAACUAGGAAGAGAAUGGAGGAAAAUAUUGUUAGGGUCAACUAGUAAAAGACGAGGAAGGCUAGGGUUGAAAAUGGGAUUCAAUUUACCAAAGGCACGAGACCCUUUUGUUAUUAUUAUGGAAUUUUGAGAAUUUUGGUUUGGAAUUGUGUUUGGAAAUGAUCAUAGCCAAGAUGAUAGUGUUGAGAUAGAUGAAUGACAACAUGAAAAAUGAACAAUUGAGAAAUGGGUAUGUGCAUCUAUGUUACAUGGAUGGAGUUACAGAUGUCGGGUUUUAGUGUGCUUCUAGCUAAGUAGUGUUAGAUUCCUUUACUUCCUAUAUCUCAGGACAUGAGAAUAUGGAUAAAAUGUGCUCUGAUUUUUUCCAUUCUAUUUAUUAGCUACUUUAGCUCAAUUGAAGUUUGUAUGGUUAGCGUAGUUUAUCCAACAUAAUUUUAAGGUUAGUUACCAUGGGAUUUCCCACCAAAAUUGUAUUGCAAAACACCAACAGCCCACCACCAUUGCCAUCGGCAUUGUCCUAAUACCUUUAUAUAAGUUUUGGCGAUUCAUGGUAUCUUCAUCCACUGCCACAACCCCCCUCCAAAAGUCCCUAAGCUACUUGAACAACUCCCUAUCCUAGAAAUGCAAUGACAACCCAACUACUCUCACACAAGGUUCUCUAGUAUGAACUUCUUCCCCACAGUAUCCCACCUCUGGGACUCCACUAUCUAAAACAGAAUUUUAUUCUUUUACCUUCUCAACCCUUUUAGGGACCAACUCUGCAUCAGAAACUGCCUCAAAUCCAAACAAGAUAAGGGAGCUCCCUGACAAGGCCAAAUGCAUGCCCUCUUUGGUUUCAGCCAUACACCCCACCUCUUCAACAAAAUUAGAUCUGGAGCUUGGUGUGAAAAUCCCCCAGCCCUACCCACUAAACAACAUUGCAGUCCCCUUCAUCUUACUGCUCAACUCCUUCUCCCCUAACUGUAUCCACACUGCAGUACCUACCUAUAUGGGCCUUCCUCACAAGCUCAUCAAAGGACUCUCCCUUUUUGGUAUCCUUCUAACUGCUCUCUGCAGACGGGACCUUAGUAAAAGGGUCAGCUUCAGGGAUAGGAAAGACCACCCAAAGUCUCAUAACUUGUUAGCUAGAAUGACUCAACCCCCAAGAAACCCCCUGCCUUCUGAGAACCCCAAAGCUAACCUCCUUGCCUCCACAAAGCAAACCGAGUACAACUGAUACUGCCCUCCUCAUUACUAUGGAGCAGCAGUCUGUAGACUCUGUACCACUUCCCCCUUCUUUCCAUUCCUCUUUGGAAAUGGCCUCUCAAUCGAAAGACGCUUUUCUCCAAAUCUAAUCCAACUAGAGAACCCAUGUCCCCUUUCCAAACUUCAGCUUCCACCCUACCUUUGACAACCUGUACUGAGAUUUCAAAAGACUUCAACCUCAACCCUAAACCAGAAUUUUCUGCUUUUCAUCUUUCCUUCUUAAAUUGUUUAUUGCCUCCAAUGAUCAAGCACAGAGCACACACCAGAGGAAUAGUUGGCUUUAGAACCAUCUUGCCUAACAAGCCCUUAUUGCCGAAUGAUAUAUCUCCUCAGCUUUUUAUUUUUUCUUUGUUAUGCACAAAUAUUUGGAUAUUUGAACCCUAGGCUUACCCCCUACCUGACAGUUCCUAGCACUUUACCAUCUACAUCAUGACCAAUUAGAGCUCACUGCAAUGUCAGUUUCUAAAUUCUUAAUUGGCUCUUAAGCAAGCGGUUCAGGGUUAGCGUAGUUGAACAAAGCUACCGCUUGUGAACUUGUUGACGGUGAAUUUCUUUUGGUUCAAAUUUCACUUAUACUGAAUUUUCUAAAUUUAAAAAUCGUCCCAUUGGAGGAUAUUAAGAAAGUCUUUAAUUAUAGUAGUAUGUAUAAAAUCUAUGUGUUUUCAAAAAGAAUAUACAUAAUCAUAGAACCAAUGUAACCAUGUUCAUAGAAGGUAAAAUGGUUACAUGGUAUAUUAUAAAACCAAAACUAGUUGAUGAAGAUUAUAGAGUUUCUGUUGCCUGUUGGUAUAGGGCUUAUAGGCAGAAAAAGUGUCAUCUUGAGUUAGGUAAUUCCAGCUCAGAGAUUGAGCCUUUGGAAUAAAACAGUUGGUUGGUUUUGAGCAAAAAUUUUCAAUGUUGACCACAAGGCCAAAUUCAGUGAUGGAUAUAGAAGCAUACUUAUAUUAUAUUAUUGGGAACAUAGAGUCCAUGCUAGUCUGAGCUAGAGGUUAAGUUUCAGUAACUAAGAAAUCAAAGAUGAAGUGCAACAGAAGGCACAACCUGAGUGCAUGAGAA